Molecule: messenger RNA, 4074 nt
Organism: Vigna umbellata (rice bean)
Lineage: Eukaryota; Viridiplantae; Streptophyta; Magnoliopsida; Fabales; Fabaceae
Source: RefSeq, a predicted model, not a curated record
CGUGGCUGGCGUGAGUGUUGUCCGAACACAAGAACACAAAAAAAGCAGCGUUCUUUUGUAGACACGCAAUUGGUGGUAUCUUCCGGCAAUCCUAUCGGUGUGCGCACCGGAUAGCUUCCGUGGCCGGCGACCGACACGUGGCGAAGAGCCUUUAGGCCCAAGCCUCGCAUUGGACAGAGACGCAGUCGCAAUUAAAACCAAUAAAAUAAAUGAAUAAACAAAUGCUUUGUGCAGAAGCCAAGCGAGGAACCGGCGAAUAAACAAACUAACUGUUAUCUAAGCGCAUUGCGCACCUCACAACCAUAGAGUUCUGUCCAAUUCAAUGAACGGCUUUGAGGAGAGAGAAACUACAGCGUUCCGAGCUCUGGCGGAUCGGUGCCGGAGCCUCGAGGAGAAGCAGGCCAAGUUGAAGGAGGAAUUCGAUGAGCUACUGCAGAAGAAGCUCACAGUCCGGCACGAUAACGAUAACAAUAACGAGGUCAUUGCUGAUUCAACAACCCUCGGUUUUCUCCCCGGUUACUUCUCCAGAAGUCCCUACGCAACCCUGCUGAAAUGUAUGGGCCACGCCGUUCACGUCGUCAGAGUUCCCUCCGCUGAGAUCGUGUACUGGAAUCACGCGGCCGAAACUCUGUAUGGAUGGAAAGACCACGAAAUCAUUGGCCAAAGUGUAACUAAAAUCCUAACUGCUCAGGAAAAUUAUGUAUCUCUACAAAAAAUUCUGGAAAGGGUGGUUUCAGGAGUUCCAUGGUCUGGGAAGUUUCCUUUCAAAAAGAAAUCUGGUGAAGUAAUUAUGGCAUUGGUAACAAAAACUCCUCUUUAUGAGGAUGGUGAGCUUGUUGGUGUUAUAACUGUUUCAAGUGAUGCGGCUAUAUUAAAAUGUACAAAUUCAGAAAAUCAAACAUACAAAUCUGCUAACAAUGGCCAACCUGGAGUAAGGAGGUUAAACUUUAAAAGAAUUCAGUGGCCUCCACGACCAACGAUUGCACCAAUGCCGCAGAUUGCUUCAUCUGUUUCCAAUCUGGUUCUCAUUAGUGCAUCAAAGCUUCUCCCACUGCUGCAUAGUACUGAUGACACAGUUUCCAAGAAGACUUCGACAGAUGCUGUCGCAGGUGAUGAAAAGCUAGAGAAGCGUGGCAUAUAUGAAACAAAACCUAAUUCCAGACAUUUCCGUAAAGAAAACACAAUUGUCACGGAGGCCUCUGAGGAGAAUGAGUCUACUGCAGAAUUUGGCCAACCUUCUAAAAUUGCAGCCAAGCUUCAAACUGGGGUACGUGCAAAAUAUGGGAAGGAUAAUGGAAAUAUGAAAAAUAAUUGUGCAGAUGAUAAUUCGGGAAGCAAUAGAAUGAAUUAUGAAAAUGAUUCAUCUGGAGGUUUAGUUCCAUUAAAAGGAUACCAGGAUGUUGUUAAUGGAGCAGAUAAAGAACUAAAUCUUCAGAAAUGUAAUUCUUCACUUGCAAUGAAGAGAGCGGAAACAACCGCGUGUGCAUCUAGAGCUUCCACUGUUUCCAAAGAUUAUUCUGAGGCAACGACUGUGGUGACAGGAGAUGAAGUACAAAAGCAGCAAGAAGUGUCGCAACUGCCAAGUUCGAGGGAGAGUACAGGCAGCCACGAAAGUUUGUCGGGCAAAGGGGAUUAUGAGUCCAACUCUGUUUCAGAGUGUGAAAUCCGUUGGGAAGACCUUCAAUUAAGAGAGGAGAUUGGACAAGGUAAUGAAUUCCAUUAUUAUGCAUUUUAUAGUUCCUCUAUGUUAANGCUUUUGUACUUCAUCUCCUGUUACCACAGUCGUUGCCUCUGGUUCCAAUUUCUUAGUUUCGGCCGCGUGAUUCCUGAAAUGGAAAUAGGUUUGGCUCAAAAGCAAUCUAAACAAAAGAAUAACUUGCAGAGGCUGACAAUCAAGGCCAAUUUCAGUCAAUAUUUCACUUUUUAUUUUCAAAUUUCGAAAAAGUUACCUCUGCAAGUUAUUCUUUUGUUUAGAUUGCUUUUGAGCCAAACCUAUUUCCAUUUCAGGAAUCACGCGGCCGAAACUCUGUAUGGAUGGAAAGACCACGAAAUCAUUGGCCAAAGUGUAACUAAAAUCCUAAAUGCUCAGGAAAAUUAUGUAUCUCUACAAAAAAUUCUGGAAAGGGUGGUUUCAGGAGUUCCAUGGUCUGGGAAGUUUCCUUUCAAAAAGAAAUCUGGUGAAGUAAUUAUGGCAUUGGUAACAAAAACUCCUCUUUAUGAGGAUGGUGAGCUUGUUGGUGUUAUAACUGUUUCAAGUGAUGCGGCUAUAUUAAAAUGUACAAAUUCAGAAAAUCAAACAUACAAAUCUGCUAACAAUGGCCAACCUGGAGUAAGGAGGUUAAACUUUAAAAGAAUUCAGUGGCCUCCACGACCAACGAUUGCACCAAUGCCGCAGAUUGCUUCAUCUGUUUCCAAUCUGGUUCUCAUUAGUGCAUCAAAGCUUCUCCCACUGCUGCAUAGUACUGAUGACACAGUUUCCAAGAAGACUUCGACAGAUGCUGUCGCAGGUGAUGAAAAGCUAGAGAAGCGUGGCAUAUAUGAAACAAAACCUAAUUCCAGACAUUUCCGUAAAGAAAACACAAUUGUCACGGAGGCCUCUGAGGAGAAUGAGUCUACUGCAGAAUUUGGCCAACCUUCUAAAAUUGCAGCCAAGCUUCAAACUGGGGUACGUGCAAAAUAUGGGAAGGAUAAUGGAAAUAUGAAAAAUAAUUGUGCAGAUGAUAAUUCGGGAAGCAAUAGAAUGAAUUAUGAAAAUGAUUCAUCUGGAGGUUUAGUUCCAUUAAAAGGAUACCAGGAUGUUGUUAAUGGAGCAGAUAAAGAACUAAAUCUUCAGAAAUGUAAUUCUUCACUUGCAAUGAAGAGAGCGGAAACAACCGCGUGUGCAUCUAGAGCUUCCACUGUUUCCAAAGAUUAUUCUGGAGAUGAAGUACAAAAGCAGCAAGAAGUGUCGCAACUGCCAAGUUCGAGGGAGAGUACAGGCAGCCACGAAAGUUUGUCGGGCAAAGGGGAUUAUGAGUCCAACUCUGUUUCAGAGUGUGAAAUCCGUUGGGAAGACCUUCAAUUAAGAGAGGAGAUUGGACAAGGUUCUUAUGCAACUGUUUAUCAUGGAAUUUGGAAUGGAUCGGAUGUUGCAGUCAAGGUUUAUUUUGGGAACGGAUACACAGAGGAGACUUUACAAGACUACAGAAAAGAGAUUGAUAUAAUGAAGAGAUUGAGACACCCUAAUGUACUACUUUUCAUGGGAGCAGUAUAUUCACCGGAAAGGCUUGCCAUUGUUACAGAGUUAUUACCUAGGGGAAGCCUUUUCAAAAAUAUACAUAGGAACAAUCAGACAUUAGACAUCAGAAGACGUCUAAGGGUGGCUCUUGAUGUUGCUAAAGGAAUGAAUUAUCUUCAUCACAGAAAUCCACCAAUUGUGCAUCGAGAUCUGAAGUCUUCCAACCUGCUAGUAGAUAAAAACUGGACUGUAAAGGUUGGAGAUUUUGGCCUAUCUCGGUUGAAGGAUACAACUUUAUUGAAUACGAAAUCUGGGAGAGGCACCCCUCAAUGGAUGGCCCCUGAAGUCCUUAGAAAUGAACCUUCCAAUGAGAAGUCUGAUGUAUUCAGUUUUGGUGUCAUCCUCUGGGAACUAAUGACUCAAUCUAUUCCCUGGAAAAAUUUGAAUUCCUUACAGGUUGUUGGAGUCGUAGGCUUUAUGGACAGACGACUAGACCUUCCAGAGGACCUUGAUCCCCAUGUUGCCUCCAUCAUCGAUGAUUGCUGGCAAAGUGAUCCAGAGCGACGCCCAUCAUUUGAAGAGCUGAUCCAGAGAACGUUGUUCCUUGUUAACAGAGUAACAGCAGUGUCAAUUAGGAGAAUUGCAGAAUCCUAAACGUAUUAUAUGGUUUGGGUUUUGUUUUCUCAAAAUGUGUUUGUUAAAAACAGAUUAUGAGAAGCACAAACCAACAUAUUGAGUGGCAACUGGCAACCCUUAGAACAUUCUUCCUUCCGAAAGUAGAAAGAACAACUCGAGAGAGACAAACCGAAGGUGGGAGUAGGCGAUAAAAAUGCUUGUAAUUUUGUUUGGAGUCUUUG